AAAAAUAAUUCAUAAAUAAUGUUUCAUCAAAAUUAAAUAGUGAUUAGAAUCGAGUUAUUUGUUAAAGAUUAUUCCAUAAAUGCUCCUAGUCGAUUUAUUUUAGAAGGAUAUAAGUGAUGAGAAGUUUUUUAAUGAAGGCUGUGAAUGAAGUGAGGUCGUGCCAAUGCCAUCUGAGAAGUUCCGAGUUCAUUAGUCCUAAUAAUUUGUGCCCAGGGGAAGAAAAGAGUAGUGUGUAUGUGGUGCAAUGUAACUCGACUCAAACCUUUUAGAGUGUUACAAGCGAAAUUAAUUUAUUAUUACAAUGAAAAUUUUAACAAUAAUUCACGAAUUCCAACCUGAAUACUUAAUUUUCCUAUUAAUAUAAACAUCAAAAUGCUCCCGUCAUUCAGUACUCAACAGUCGUCAUUCGACCCUAUCAAUAUUUUAUAACCUUGUGCUGAAAAUGCAGAAGUGGGUUUGCAAUUGGACGAUAGUUAGAUUUUAUUAUUAUUUAAUGAAUUUUUAUUUUUGACCUUCCAAAAGUAAGAUCAGAAGAAAUCAACAGCAAGGAUGGAAACUUCACCAGGAUAUGUGUUAAUGAAGAAAGGCAAAAGAGGGGCUGCUGCUUUUAUUCAUGCAGAUUGUUCAAAUUCUGCUCCAAGAAAAAGUCUUGAUGAUUUACUUGAUAUAUUGUUGAAUCCAUCUAAAGCUAUUGAUGAAUGGGAUACAAUUGACUGGUGCAAGUGGCUUAUGGCUGGUGGAAGAACACCUGAUGAAUUUUCUAGUAUAGUCCGUCGGUACGAUAAUGCUACUACUUGUGGUUUAGUGUGGACUGCCAAUUUUGUAGCUUAUCGCUGUCGUACGUGUGGAAUUUCACCAUGCAUGUCCCUCUGUGCUGAAUGUUUUCAACGGGGUGACCAUGAUGGUCAUGACUUUAAUAUGUUCCGCUCUCAAGCUGGUGGUGCUUGUGAUUGUGGCGAUACAUCAGUUAUGAAGGAAACUGGAUUCUGUGAUCGUCAUGGGCCUAUGUCACAAGUUAAUAAACCGUCCGCACCUCAUGACCUCAUGUGUGUAACUGAGGCUGUGAUGCCUCGAAUUAUCCUACGUUUAAUUCAACACCUCCGAGAGAGCAGUAAGUCUGGUGUAAUGGAUGCUCACUUAAUGGCUAUGCAAGAUGCAGAUCCUUUCCUCACCAUGUUACAUGAUCUUAGCGCGAUGGGCGCAGCGAUGCGGAGAGUUAUGACUGGAGCGCUUACCAAUCCUCAGGUUUACAAACAGUUAACUGAUAGCUCAAUGUUCCCUGAAGGAUCUGAAAUAGCUAAAUAUAUGGAAGAGAGUCAUAAAGUAUAUGAAGAUGCUGUUAAAUCUCUACCCAACCCUGCACCAAUGCAAGACUUUAAAGACAUUGCUGCCCUCCAAGAAGUAUUAGUACAUAGAACGUUCCUAGAGGAGCUUGUAUUUUGGACUGUUAAGUUUGAAUUUCCUCAAAAAGUAGUUUGUUUACUCUUGAACAUGCUCCCAGAUCCUGAUUAUAAGGAAGCGCUGACGCAAGCCUUUGUUCUUCAUUAUUCACGUAUUUCAAUGAUGCUCGAGAAGUCAAGUGAUCCUGAUACUCUUUCGAAUCGAGUUGUACAUGUUUCCGUCCAGCUAUUUUCUAAUGAAGCAUUGGCUCUUCGAAUGUCUGAGCGCCUUAGUCUCCUUCAUGUGAUGGUUAUAUCACUCAAAUAUAUGAUGAUUAAAAUUCUAGUUCCAAGUAUGCUACAUGAUCCCGAUAAAAAUUUCCAUUAUGUUGUCAAUUGUGGAGCACAGGUUAUGAAAGAACAUUGCUACUGGCCUUUGGUUUCAGAUCUGAAUAAUGUAUUAUCCCACAGGCCUGUUGCUGUUAAAUUUAUGAGUGAUGACAAUUUACUAGAGAUAUGGUUUGCGUUUUUAUCUAUGUUUCAAGGAAUGAAUGUCAAUCAAAGGGAACUGUCGCAGCAUGUUGAGUUUGAACCAAAUACUUAUUAUGCAGCAUUUUCUGCAGAGCUUGAGGCUUCUGCUUAUCCUAUGUGGGCCCUCCUCACUCAUCUCCGGGACUCAAGAACAGUCAAUCUUACUCACAGAGUGCUUACUGUAGCACUCAACACUUUACAAGACUGGUUUGAUGCCAUAUCGAUGACAACUCCUAACAUUGUUGAAAAUUAUCAAGUAUCAUUUCAUUUGCCGCUUCACCGAUAUUUAGCCGUGUUCAUGUGUCAAGCUGUCAAUCACCAAGAAAGAUCACUUCAAGAUGUUCUGCCGCCAACUAAAAUCCUUCAGCUAAUCAUGGUUCAUCCACUCAGAGUUCAAGUGGCUUUCUAUGAAAUCCUCAAUGGGCUAUGGGUGAGGAAUGGCUUACAGAUUAAAGGGCAAGCAAUGACUUACGUCCAAUGUAAUUUUUGUAACUCUAUGGUUGACGCUGACUUGUACCUUCUUCAAGUAUGUGCAACAGUUCUUCCGCCCUCAUUUUUCAUUCCGACCGUCCUCCAGAGGUUUCAUGUUAUGGACUGGUUGAGUUUUUCUGGUAAUGUAGGAGGUGGACCCACUCCUGAUAUUGAUUCUGAUACACCAAUGCUAGAAUCCUGCUUGACGUUUUUAGCUUCAUUAAUAUCUUUGCGAACAAACCUAGGCGCCAACCAGAGCCGACUGGCUCAGUUAGAAAUGGUUACUCUUCUUUGUAUGUCCGACAAAACCCACUCUCAACUCUUGGAACUUAUGCCAGAGAAAUCAGGAACUUCACAAAGCAGGGACUUUGAAUCGGCCCUUGCUGAGGUAGCAGAAUAUAAAGCUCCAAACCUUGAGGCCAGCGGUAAUAUGCAGCAAGGGAUGUAUGUACCAAAAGGCCAUGUCUGGGAGGAGUUGUACGACCCAAUUCAUGUUCUCCUUAGAGCUGUUCAUAGGAGGGAGUUCCAAAGUUCUAUGGAUCGCUUCAACGAAUACGUUAGCCAAAGUGGUAAACUGCGAACAGGUACCCUCGCCUGGCCUCCGUAUCGAGAGCCCCUUGAACCUCAUCCAGCUUAUCAAGAUCCCCGUAAUUUACUUAAGUCAAGGCUGGCUCAUGCUCUCUUCUGGCUCGUCCUGUACAAAACUAUUCACCAUCACACUGUGUCCGAACAAGUCGUAUCUCUUGUUAUUUACUUGUUAGAAAUGUGUCUUGCAGUGACAGGCCCAGCUGUGCAGUCUCAAGAUCAGGUAUGUGCUGUGAAACAGAGCGAGGAGCGGACGGUAGAUGAUGGGGACUUAGAGAACUGGUAUGAAUCCGACUGGCUCUCUGACAACCUUCGAACAGUUAUCACUUCUAUUAAGCUCCCUCCACAGCCAGAACCUGUUAUAUUUGAUGCCGACAGCGAUGAGGAAUGGCGUUGUGAUGGAGGAAGUAAUGAUGGUGCUCUGGCGCUUGAUUCGUCUUCAACAGCAGUCGAAGUCGAUGACAGCCUUGGACUGAGCCCAGCUCUUGUCGGCCCGUUGCAGCUUGAGGAAGUGUCUGCCACUGCAUUGUUUGAGAGUGGUGAGGCAGAUAUGCCUGCUGCGCUUCUCCCACCUUUGCAACCACUAGCAGUGAUGGCUGGUAGUGAAAUGACCCUCGCAGGAGCUUUCCAUGCCUCAACUUCAAGCAGUGAAGAGCAGGCUGGUGAAUUCACUGAAUUAGCAUCAUCUGAAAUCUUUGAUGGUCAACUAGCGAUACCCGGAAGUUCGGCUGGACCUGCAGCUACUCUUAGUUCUUCUACCAUUGGUUUCCGUAAAUUUCACAAGAGAAGACACCCAUCGACUUCUUACCAAGUGGAAUUGCCUUCGUCUGACACAUUAUUUGACGCAAAUGAAAGCAUCAUCUCACUGUUGCUGAAGCUGCACUCACACCUGUCCGGCCUUCCUGACUCAUUCAACCCUGACUCUCCGGCUCCGGACCCUUCCAAACGUAUUGGCGACGGGCCGUACUUUGUAUCCAAUGUCUUACAUCGGAUUAUGGCUCUUGAUCCACUUUGCAGGGAAAAUGUAUUGUCUACAAGAGACAAACUUUGGCCUCGUCAUCCAGAAGAAGGAGAGGAAGAAAGGAGAGAGCGCGAGGAAAGGGAAAGAACAGAGCGGCGGAGAAGAGCUAAAGAGAGACAACAGAAAUUAAUGGAAGAGUUUGCUUUCAGGCAGAAACAAUUUAUGGAAAAAGCUAUGGAAACAGAUGAAGAGGGUAUGGAGUGGACUGAAGGGAAUGGAGGAUCCACCGCUAGUAGUUCUCGAACGUCAAGGAGAAAAGAGUACGAUUGUGUAAUAUGUAGCCAGAGCUCUGAGUCAACUGAUGACAAACCGAUGGGCUUAGCAGUUUUAGUGCAAGCUACCAGUGUCCUCGGGCACCGUCGAAGGGAAGGCACGACCCCUCCAAUCCUUCCAUUGUCUGAUGGAGAGAGAGCGCAUCGUCAGGACACCAUGGCGUCUGCCUUUGAUUCUCAUGUUGACAGCUUGAGCAGGGAGUUUGAUCAGCUGUCAUGGUUGCUGUCUGUUAAUCUUGGAUGGGAAGGCGGCGUUCACGUGCAGACUUGUGGUCACCAUCUUCAUCUUGACUGCUUGAAAUCCUAUUUGCGAUCACUAAGAACUCAACAGAAAGUGGCUGCUGAAAGGGGAGAAUAUGCAUGCCCUCUUUGUCGACAACUGGCAAAUUCUGUUUUACCCUUACCACCUCAGUUAGGUGAGACUGCUGCUAUGGUAAGAUCCCGUCCUAGUAGCCUUUCUUCUAUCAUUCCCGAGCUAUCAUCAUUUCUUAAAGAGAAUCCACCAUCAACCCAGGUUUCGAAUUUGAUGGAAGCUAUGGCAAAGUCUAUGGAGGAUAUGACAAAUGCGACAUACUUGAAAUACAAACAAAAAGUAGCCACUCGACUUCCGCAAACAUUAUUCCUAUUCGUGAGCUCUAUUGCUAGAACCAAUCUUGAAGUUGAACUAGUUCAGAGAGGUGGUAAUCUAGUCACCCACUCUGGGCCUGAACCAAAUCCACUUGUUCCAAAAAGAUCUUGUAUAAUGCCUCUAUUGCACGUGUUGGCUGUACACGCAAGGUUGCUGGCUCAAUGGCCAACUUGGGAGACGUGGCAGCAACUUUCGUACCUAGAACCGGAAUCUCCUCAGCAAACACCCGUACUGGUUCCCCUUCACGUAGCUCAAGUACCAAUCCUCCUCAAGGAUCCCACGGCGCUCCUCACACACUUCAUUCUUCUGCUCCCGCUUCACCUUGAUCAAACGUACUUCACAUGUGUCAUUAAACUUCUCUAUAAUUUGCUCUACUUCCAAGUAGUAGUUCAGGCUUCUUGUCGUAUGACUUCUACUGAAAGAAGUCAUUGGCGUGGAACACCACCUACAGAUCCUAGUGAACUGAGACUUAGUACCUUGGAAGAGGCAAUGUCUCGGACUAUCCAUGCCCUAGAUCCGACUCAAUUAUUUAUUGAAGACCUUUCACCAAUGGUUGAUGGGGCUGGUUCUCAAGAAUUAGACAAACAACUAUUAGAGAAACAGGUUCAAAAACUCUGUUUACCCUUUUUACGAGUUGCAGCUUUACUUAGACACCACAUGUAUGAUGAACCACUGCCAGAGAUAGAUUGUGCAGAUUCAGAAUUCGUUAGACUUGUCUAUUAUCUUGAACUAGUCAAUGAAGGCAUGUCAUGGUCUAGGUUUAAUGCUGCUGUUGCUCUCUCUUGGCCUUCGAAACGUCACGUUCUUGAAUGGAUGAGAGAACUCGGGGAAUUUAUUAAUAGAAGUCAGGUGACAGCCCGUGGUUUACUAUCUGAGCAACAUAUAUCAUGGACACAACCUCAACUAUUAAAACUACACACACUUUACGACAGAAUAUUUCAGUUUUAUCAUCGUCGACAGUGCUCCCAGUGCCAGAGUGUACCAAGGGAGACUUCCAUUUGUCUUCUUUGUGGCGCCUUGGUUUGUUUGAAAGAAAGCUGCUGCAAACAGGCCAACAUGUGCGAAGCCGUACAGCAUUCCAUCGACUGUGGAGCUGGAACCGCAGCCUAUCUUGUUGUUACCAGCAGCUACGUAAUAGUCAUCAGGGGUAAGCGGGCCUGCCUCUGGGGCUCUGUCUACCUCGAUACCUUUGGGGAAGAAGACAGGGAGCUCAAACGAGGUAAACCACUUUACCUGAGCCCCGGGCGGUACCAGCUCCUGGAGCAGCAGUGGUUGGCCCAUCGCUUCGAUCAUACUAACAAGAAAUGGGUUUGGCAUAGGGAUGCCCUCUAGCCCAAUAAAUUCAUCUGCCCUAUCUUUUAAGUUAGCUCUUUAUUCUGCCAUUUCUUUCUUCCUUUCCUAAAUCCCAGCAACAAUUGUUAUUUAAAAAUUAUGUCAAUACCAUUUAGUCAUCAUGUUAAUAUUAAUAGUUUUCAAAAUAAACUGUUGACACAGAUGCGCCUAUGUUCUAGGAGCCUAAAAUAUCUUUUCUAAGUACUUUUAACUAGACAAUAUUGUAAAAAGCUAUAUAUGUAUUAUCAGAUUCCAGUGAGAAUUGGAAUCAAAUUAUAAAAUCAAUAGAGGUUAUUUAGUUUUAAAAUUAAAAAAAGGACUGUUAGUGUUCUCUGUGUGUUUUGUUUUAGAUGAUAUAAAAUUUUAUAUAUAUAUAUAUAUAUAUAUAUAUAUAUAUAUUCAUAAAUGUGUAUGUGUGCGUCUUUUACCUAAUUUUGUUUAUAACUUACGUGAUAUUACAGAACACCUUGCGUGCAUGACGUAGAAUGCUAAGUUCCUUUAAAGAGUACAUGUUUAUCUUUCAUGUUAAUAUUUUUUUUUAAAUAUAUGUUAAGACAAUUAAUAUCUUUUAUUCUAAUUAUGUAAGCGUGAAAAAAUGUAUAUAUAAACUAGUCCCUCCCGAAUUGAUAACUCGCAGCUGUUUUAAAGUGACCCUUGUUUAUUGAAGUGUAAUAAGUUAAGCAAAAACUAGGGGGAAAAUAUGUAUGCACAUUGCUCAAGCUUUAAGGAUUAAAUUGAAAAAGUUAAUAUAUUUAAUUUUUUAUAAUUAAUUAUCGUAAAAAUAGGUUUGAUGUGCUUGAUUAAAUAACAAUUUUGCCUCUUUGAAAUGAACGACAAUUGAUGUUUUUUAUAUUAACUGUGAUAUUCUUUGCCACAUGAUAAAAUAUUAUAUUUGAUGAUUUGAGUUGCUGGCUGGUCUUACGUAUCUAACACACCAAUCAUAUAGACAUGACUAAUUUGUCCAAAGUUAACAACUGCCUAUUAAAGUUCCACCUUUAAAAUGGUGGCUUAUAAUAAGUUGCCUAUGUUUGAGUUCCUUUAACUUUUUUUUUAUUUCUAAUUUAAGGGUACUUAAUCAGGAAGAUUAAAAUAUUAAUUUUAUGUUAGAGAAAGAAUAUAUUUUUCAGAAUUUGUAAAUUAUGAAUAAAUGUAAUUUAAUGUUUAUAUUGUAAUAUUGCAUAUAUUUUAUUCUAAUGCUCAUUUUGAGUAUUGCUUGUAAAUACGCAUUGUGUCCUCUCCCAAAAAAAAAUAAAUAAAAAAAUAAUUAUAAUAAAAAAUAACUAUAAUUUUUUUAAAGAUUCGAAAAGGAGCUCAAAGAUUUAAUUAUCUUCCCUGCUUAUAAUUAUACUUAUUUCUGAAAGCAUAAUUAAAUUUUAAUUUUAUUAUAUUUGUAGUUAAUAAGCAAGAAAUUAUCUCCAGCCAGGCAAAUUUCAACUGUUUGUAAAUAGUACUAUAAAUAUAUAUUAAAGAAGUUUUGUUGAUUCUGUAAUAUGUACGAUUUAUUAACAUAUGUUCAACUAUGCAUAUAAAUAAAUUAAUAUGAUUAA
Messenger RNA from Nezara viridula (southern green stink bug), 7766 nucleotides. NCBI's taxonomy places the organism in Eukaryota, Metazoa, Arthropoda, Insecta, Hemiptera, Pentatomidae. The record is from the annotation of a GenBank genome assembly.